Messenger RNA from Penicillium samsonianum, 195 nucleotides. RefSeq lists its product as uncharacterized. The transcript has a single exon. The record is from RefSeq and is a predicted model, not a curated record. The coding region runs from base 1 to 195 and encodes 64 amino acids. Lineage: Eukaryota; Fungi; Ascomycota; Eurotiomycetes; Eurotiales; Aspergillaceae.
AUGGGCUCCCCCACUCUAUUCAACCAUGAACUCAUAUCCCACAAGUUAAAGGAGAGAGUGUGGGUAGAUUCCGCCAGACGCAAAGCCAACAUGGCCAUUGCUGUGAAACUCAAUCGCAGAAAGCCCCAGAGCAAAAUCGAGACCUGGGAAUGGACUCCAAUGUUCAACAUCCCCAUGUCACCCAAUCCUGUGUGA